This is a messenger RNA of Carya illinoinensis, 1147 nucleotides long. RefSeq names its product LOB domain-containing protein 1-like. The record is from RefSeq and is a predicted model, not a curated record. Lineage: Eukaryota; Viridiplantae; Streptophyta; Magnoliopsida; Fagales; Juglandaceae. The transcript is spliced from 2 exons. The coding region runs from base 101 to 748 and encodes 215 amino acids.
GGCUCCCAGCUUUCUCCUCCAAGCAAACCCCAACUCAUCUCUCUCUCUCUCUCUCUCUCUCUCUCUCUCUCAUCAGACAUAUUUCGAAGCUAAUUAAGAUAUGGAAUGCAGUGACAUGAACACAAUGACCACCCCUUCAUCUGCCCUUCAGCUCUCUCGCUCCUCAUCUCCAUCAUCUUCUCCUCCUUCUUCCCCAAGUACUCCGACUCCGACUCCACCUGUUGUUGCAAGCCCUUGCGCCGCAUGCAAGAUUUUGCGGCGACGGUGUGCUGAGAGAUGCGUGCUGGCCCCUUACUUCCCUCCCACUGAACCAGCCAAGUUCACCAUAGCUCAUCGAGUGUUUGGUGCUAGCAACAUCAUCAAGUUCUUGCAGGAACUCCCAGAAUCCCAGAGGGCUGAUGCAGUGAGCAGCAUGGUUUAUGAGGCGAGUGCAAGGAUAAGAGACCCAGUUUAUGGAUGUGCAGGGGCAAUAUGUCAGCUCCAAAAGCAAGUUAGCGAGCUCCAGGCACAACUAGCCAAGGCACAAGCCGAGGUUGUCAACCUGCAAUGUCAACAAGCCAACCUUUUAGCCUUACUUUGCAUGGACAUGUCUCAAACUCCUCAGGCAUCGCCUCAUGAGCAGCAAUAUUCACACGAAAAUUUUAUCAGUACAAGUCCCGAUCAAACCUACCAGAGCAAUACUAGUCUCAUGUCCUUCCUCGACGAUUAUAACAACCUAGGCUUAAUGUGGGACCCUCUUUGGACAUGAUUAAAAUCAUUUAAAAUUAUAUAAUAAGUAGCCCUAUAAUUUUGAAAUUAAACUCCUUCUCCCAAGGAGAAUUGAGGAAAUUAAAAAAAUUGGAAAAAAAAAAUGAUCAUCAUGAUGAUCACAUAUAUGUUGUAUGAACAAAAGUGGGGGAGAAACUACUGACUUUAGGAUCCAAUCUUUUUGUUAAAGCUAGGCGCAAAGUAUAGAUAUGGGUCUUUUUCCUCCAUGCAUGUAAUAAUCUAUAUCGAUAUUGGUGAAAAAAAGAGAUGCGAAUUUGGUUCGUGUCCAUCAUGAUGAUCAUGAUCUAGUGUACGUGCUGAUUAUUGAGUCUUGAAAACCAACUUUUUGGUUACCUACUACAAUUGUCUUGAAUAUAUGCUUCUCGAAUUCCUUUUCAAA